GGGGACCCGGGACCGGGUCGCGGGCGGGCGGGGAGGAGUCUGCGCCGCUCGGGAGGGGAGAGGCGGCUGCAGCUGUCCCGGGAUGCUGCACUUGCCCAGGCUGUGGAGCAGACCAGCCCUGUUCUCAUACAGUGAACCUGCUUCCUUCUCAAGGGGCUGGGUGCCAAGGACACACCCAGCUGUAAGUCUCCCCGGGCUAGAGGGUGCCUCUGAGAGAAAAAACAUGGCAUUCGUUAUAUUUAUCUUGUUGCCGGAAAGGACCUACUCUGUGCCAAGCAUGGGAGUCAGCAGUGAGCGACACUAACAGGACUCCUGCACUUGUCCCCCAGAACUUAGACAGACUUGGCUAGAGGGGGAGUCCCAUAGGACCCAAGGACCCCAGGGGUAGUCCAGACGAGCAGAGAGGCAUGGUAGGAGGAGCUGGUGUGCAGUGGGGAACAGGCAGGUGAUAAUGCCAGCCAGAAUGGCAGGAACUUUGAUGCCAGGGUAAAGUUUGGAGUUCAUUCUAGCUGCAAAGGGAAGUUGAUGAAGAGUUUUAAAAAGGGAACUGGCGGGAUCUGAUCUGGGUGUUAGCUGUCUCUGAUGCAGUGCAGAGGAUGCAGAGGAUGUAUCGGCCGCAUCAUGGUAGACACUGUUACCAGACUUCUCACGUGCUGAUGUGGACCCUGUCAGGGGGGCAGUGGCGUAAGGAAGGAUAACAUGUUCCCGAGGGCAGAGCACCCCGAGUUUAAUAGAUGACGAGCAGUUUUUGCAUGAAUGAGUGAGGGGUGUGCUACCAGGUAGGGCAGCAUCCAUAUCCCACCCUCACCUGUGCCCUCACUAAGGGGACUGAGUGGCACUUUUUGCAGAAGGAGGGAAACGCCACAGCCCUGUGAAACGUCAACGGAAACCACACAGACUGCACGUGGCCUAUGAGGCCUCAGAUGGUGAGAAAGGUGAGGGGACUGAGCCCCUCAAGGUGCCCGUCUGGGAGCCCCAGGACUGGCAGCAGCAGCUGGUCAACAUUCGCACCAUGAGGAGCAAGAAGGACGCACCUGUAGACCAGCUCGGGGCUGAGCACUGCUAUGACCCUGGCGCCCCCGCAAAGCAGGUGCGGAGGUACCAGGUGCUGCUGUCGCUGAUGCUCUCCAGCCAGACCAAAGACCAGGUGACGGCAGGUGCCAUGCAGCGGCUGCGGGCCCGGGGCCUAACGGUAGACAGCAUCCUGCAGACUGACGACAGCACGCUGGGCAAGCUCAUCUACCCCGUAGGCUUCUGGAGGAACAAGGUGAAGUACAUCAAGCAGACCAGUGCCAUCCUGCAGCAGCGCUAUGGCGGGGACAUCCCGGCCUCCGUGGCAGAGCUGGUGGCGCUGCCAGGUGUCGGGCCCAAGAUGGCGCACUUGGCUAUGGCUGUGGCCUGGGGCACCGUGUCAGGCAUUGCAGUGGACACACACGUGCACAGAAUCGCCAACCGACUUCGGUGGACCAAGAAGGCAACCAAGUCCCCAGAGGAGACCCGAGCUGCCCUGGAGGAGUGGCUGCCCAGGGAGCUGUGGAGCGAGAUCAACGGCCUGCUGGUGGGCUUCGGCCAGCAGACCUGUCUGCCCGUGCACCCUCGCUGCCAGGCCUGCCUCAACCAGUCCCUGUGCCCGGCCGCCCAGGGCCUCUGAGGGCCUGAGUGCUGCUCUGGCUGCCGUCUGUGAAAUGCCUUUGUUGGGAGCCACAGCCUGUUUAGUAAAGCUUUGGGGGCAUUUGCA
Messenger RNA from Lemur catta (Ring-tailed lemur), 1738 nucleotides. RefSeq names its product nth like DNA glycosylase 1 (gene NTHL1). The record is from RefSeq and is a predicted model, not a curated record. The transcript has 6 exons. The coding region runs from base 1013 to 1651 and encodes 212 amino acids. Gene Ontology annotation, cellular component: nucleus. Lineage: Eukaryota; Metazoa; Chordata; Mammalia; Primates; Lemuridae. Gene Ontology annotation, molecular function: DNA binding; 4 iron, 4 sulfur cluster binding; DNA-(apurinic or apyrimidinic site) endonuclease activity. Gene Ontology annotation, biological process: base-excision repair, AP site formation; nucleotide-excision repair; base-excision repair.